This is a messenger RNA of Limanda limanda (common dab), 2210 nucleotides long. It is a transcript of the gene ddit3, whose product is annotated as DNA-damage-inducible transcript 3. The record is from RefSeq and is a predicted model, not a curated record. Bases 241 to 1224 code for a protein of 327 amino acids. Gene Ontology annotation, biological process: ER overload response; positive regulation of intrinsic apoptotic signaling pathway; negative regulation of transcription by RNA polymerase II. Gene Ontology annotation, cellular component: CHOP-ATF4 complex; cytoplasm; CHOP-C/EBP complex. Gene Ontology annotation, molecular function: protein heterodimerization activity; RNA polymerase II cis-regulatory region sequence-specific DNA binding; transcription factor binding. The transcript has 4 exons. Lineage: Eukaryota; Metazoa; Chordata; Actinopteri; Pleuronectiformes; Pleuronectidae.
UCCGAAGAAUCACAUUCAGCCGCACAGACUGAACAAUGGUUAACAUGAGCUAUCGACAUUUUUUACUAAACUACCCACAUUCGAGUUCGAGACAGUCGAGAAGGCGAGCGAAUAAACGGAAAAGGAAUAGUUGGGACAAGCUAUCUCCGACAUAUUGGCAUACUUGAUAAACAGAGACUUUCCAAAGGUCCAGUGUGAACCGUGUGGCCGAGUAUCUGUGCGUUGCGACUGACUGGCGAGAUGACUGCCGAAUGGCUUCACCUGCCCCCGCCGUACCCCCCCGGCGUGGGGCCGCUGUGUGGUGCAGAGUUGGAGGCGUGGUAUGAGGACCUGCAGGAUAUUCUGGGCUCCGACACGGGAGGGGCAAAACUGGCACGUGCCCCCCCAUGCACCGAGGUCAGUAGCUCAAAGAGGAAAAUGCCUUUCACGCCCUCAAUGAGUAAAGAGCCGGAGUUCCUGGAUGUUCUGGAGAGUUGUUCUCUGACAUGGCUGACGGACGGAAGCCAGACGUGGGGCGAGGGUGUCCAGAGGGCGACCGAGGAGAUCCACAACCCCCAGCCUCUGCAUCACACCUCCUCCUCCUCCUCUUCCUCCUCCUGCAUGAGUCCAGCUGUGGCAGAGGAGCGGCGGGGCGAGGCCGAGAGCGGGAGAGGUGGAGAUAGCUCGGCAGGAGGAGGAGGAGGGGGUGACCUGCUGCCUCCAGAGUUCUUUGAGUUGCUGAGUGAAGGAGGAGUGGGAAUGGUGGAUACGAGCGGAGUGGUGAUCAGCAGUGGCUAUUAUUACCACCACCAUCAACACCACCAGGCUAAUAAUGUCCAGCCUGCGUCUCCCUCAGCCAGUGAGGAGGAACUGCCCUGUGUCCCCGACUCCCCGUCCUGCUCUUCCUCAGCCUCACAGUCGCCAUCUCAAAAUGGCUCUUCUCCCUCCUCGCCCGAGUCGUCUCCCUCCGUCUACCCGUCCUCCCGCCUGGGCAAACGCAAGAGGACCACCAGCGAGAGGGCCAACGGUGCCUUGUCCUCUUUCGCCUCCUCCACACAGCGCACGUCCUCAUCUUACACGUCUGGCAAAAAGAGUCGCAAAGAAAGAGAGCACGACAACGAGAGGAAGGUGACGGAGCUCACGGAGCAGAACGAGCGCUUGAAAGCGGAGAUUGACAGGCUGGGCGAGGAGGUGCAGAGGACACGUAGAGCCCUGAUAGAGAGACUGGUCAACACCAGGAAGUGAGGAUGAAAUAGACAGGAUGGAAGACAGGAAUGAAAGAUGACAGGGCCUGCAGAUUUAGAAUCAGUGGUGGGAAAAGGUGUAAAACGGUGGUCACGAAAUGCCUCUUUUAGACAAGAAUCAGAUGGAAACCAAAGAUAUAAUUUAUAAGAGGUAGUUUUUGAAGUACGGAGGGCUAAAGAUGUCAAGAAGGAGGAAAGUGAUGAAAGUCAGGACAAGAGAAGGCACAGAGAGAAAUAGCUGCAGCAGCAUUGCGGCAAAUAAAGACACAGCACGUGUAAUGGAAGAGGAAGAACAGAGAGCUCAGAUCAUACAGUGGUUCGGACGAAUGUUUGUCAUGUUGAAGAAUUUCAUCACUCAGGAUGGUAGAGAUAACGGUUAUGAGCUUUUGAUGAUUUGUACGUUGGACAGAAAAGGAACUUAAAUUCAGAGAGCGCAUUUCAUUGUCAUCUGUUGCCACCAUUUUGCAAUAAAUUGUAACUCCUACUUUAAGGGCUGCAAUCUGGCUGGUAGAGAUUAUUUGCCCCAAUUUGUGGAGAGUUGUCGGAGCUCAGGAAAAGUUUGAAAGUGCCCAGAGCAUGUGUGAGAGAAAUAUUUUUGUGGAAAGAGAGUUUACACCCUUUCUUACUUUUAUAACCCAUGGCCUGUUUGUACGUGUAACUGUGUAUUUAGAUAAAGCAAGUAGGACCCAGCUAUACUUUCUAAACCAACCUUUUCUAUCAAAAUGGGAAUUUUGUGGGAGAAUUGUUACAUCCUUCUACCUUGAGUUACUAUUUUUAUACAAUGCUGUAAUAUAUAUACACAAUUGUACUGUAAUGGGUUGUACUGUAAUAUGCCAACAUGUCCACGGUUAUUUUCUCGUUGUACUCACAUUAACUGUUAGUCGUAAAAUAAUAUGCAUGGCUUUUAUCACCGAUGGCAUCGAAUACUGUACCUUUUUAUUUAAUCCAUCAUUGUAAUCCCAAUUUUACAAUAAAAAAAGAAUGACA